AUGACUAAUCAUACUAAUUACCAAGGAGGUAUUCUUUCGGGUCAUGAACCAACAGAAUAUAACCCGUCAAACCCUCUUGUAUUAUUUAUCAUUCAGGCAACGAUUAUAAUAUGUGCUACACGUGGAUUAAAUUUUAUUGCUUCUCAUUUUCGUCAACCUCGCGUCAUUUCUGAAGUUCUUGGUGGAAUCAUCCUUGGGCCAUCUGUAUUGGGGCGCAUCCCACAUUUCAAUGAGACGAUUUUUCCUACAAGUUCCCUUCCGUUCCUUAAUCUCGCCGCCAGCUUAGGAUUGGUUUUAUACUUAUUCUUGGUUGGCUUGGAAUUGGAUCUAAGAUUAUUGACGCGAAAUGCCAAGGUUGCAUUGAGUAUCUCUGCCGCCGGAAUGAUCAUUCCUUUUGCCCUCGGCAGCGCCGUAGGUUAUGGACUAUAUCAUCUAAAUGAUCUUCCCGAUGUGACAUUUCCCAAUUUCUUACUCUUCUUAGGUGUGGCAAUGUCGAUAACAGCAUUCCCUGUGCUUGCCCGUAUUGUUACAGAGCUUAAAUUAAUUCGAACUAAAGUUGGAGUUACGGCAUUAUGUGCAGCUGUUGGUGACGAUGUAACCGCUUGGGUGUUACUUGCUUUGGUUGUAUCGAUCCUGAAUUCAUCCAGUACUAUUACCGCAUUAUACGUGUUUCUUCUCGCCAUCGCGUGGACAUUGAUUUUAUUCUUUAUUAUACGUCCUAUUUUGCUUCGAAUAAUUGUGGCGACUGGAAGCGAUGUUAAUGGGCCUACUGUGACAAUGAUGUCGCUUACUUUGUUACUCGUUUUGAUAUCAGCCCUUAUAACAGACGCCAUUGGUGUGCAUGCUAUCUUUGGUGGCUUUAUGGUCGGAGUUAUUAUACCACACGAUGGAGGUUUUGCCUUGGGUGUUAAUGAAAAGCUUGAAGAUCUAGUUCAUAUUGUUUUCUUACCAUUGUAUUUUGCUCUUUCUGGUCUCAACACUUCAAUUGAUCUAUUGAAUGAUGGUACUGCAUGGGGAUACGUUUUUCUGGUUAUCUUUCUCGCGAUGCUUGGGAAGAUUUCUGGUGCUACGCUUGUUGCUAGAAUUUGCAAAAUGACAUGGAGAGAAUCAUUAACAGUCGGUGUUUUUAUGAGUUGUAAAGGAUUAGUUGAAUUAAUUGUCUUGAAUAUUGGUCUCUCAGCCGGUGUUAUCAGUCCUAAAAUUUUUGUGAUUUUGGUGGUAAUGGCUAUUGUCACAACCUGCCUUACUACUCCACUUGUAACUUAUUUAUAUCCACCUAAAUAUCAUUCAUCACCUGGUGGAGAGAACAUUGAAAAUGGUGGCAAAUUAACGAUCGAGACCAUAGAUUCUCGAAGAUCAGAGGAUACUCUUCGCGAAAAGACCAAACCAAACAAAAUUUUGGUGGUUUUGAAUAAUAUCGAAUAUCUUCCAGCAAUGAUGACAUUAAUACAACUUUUACGACCGCUGCGAACAUUCACGAAACCGUCAGCGAUAAAUUUAAGCGAGAAAAAAGAGAAAAGCAGCAAAAGUCCUCAGACAAUUGCUGAUAAUAUGCCAAUAUUAUCCCAAGAUCUUAUCACUGUUAAUGCUCUCAGAUUGGUCGAACUUACUGACCGUAUGACAACUAUAAUGAAAGGUCAUGAAACAGAAGAGACUGUUCUUCAUGAUCCUAUUAUGAAUGUAUUCCGGGCAUUUGGACGAAUGCAUUUCGUUAAUGUAAGAGCAAACUUGUCGGUUGUUAGAUUUGAUGAAUUUCCUGGUCGAGUAGCACAAAGUGCCAAAGAAACAACAUCUGAACUAGUUAUAAUACCAUGGUCUGGCGCAGGAGCGAUUACUGAGGAUCCCUUUAACUCCCAUGACAUUAUUGUGGGAUCACGUGAGAAUAAGAACACUGGCCCGCAUACUGCUAGUUUUGUUCAAAAUGUAUUUAGCGAAGUGCCUACAAAUGUUGGAGUAUUUGUGGAUCGAGGGCUUGGCGUAGUGCCUGGAGGCUUUUCCUUGGAACAGGAUUCAUCUCUUACUAUCAAAGUUUUCUUCCCGUUCUUUGGAGGAGUAGAUGAUCGAGAGGCAUUGAUAUUUGUCACUCGAUUAAUAGAACAUCCAUAUGUCACAGCUACUAUAUUACGAAUUAAAAAAUCUACUGAGCCAACUGUUAAUGACACUUCAUUAAUUGUCACAGAUUCCAAUUUUGACUCCAAUAAUACAGGAAAUCAAGACGAGAUAACAUCAGACGCAUUACCAACUCGACCAUCGUUAACACAUCAAAUUUCGUCUGCUACAAUACCAAUUGUUGAUAAUAAUAAAGUUGACCGAGGAAUCUCUGAGGAAGCUGAUCAAAACUUGAUAACUUCUUUCUUUGGCGUUGGACGAGGUACUUUAAUAUCUAAUUCGAGAAUAACAUACAAAGAAAUUGUUUCUGCCACGCCUAUGCAAACUGCAAUUCAACGAGCAAAGGAAGUAGUAAGUCGAAAAGAUUUAGUGAUAGUUGGUCGAGGUCGGGCAAAUGCUGCCAUAAGUCAUCGCGAGGAAUGGGUAGAAGUGAUCAAGAAUAUCGGAAUGAUGGGUUAUUCACAUGAUAAUUUGACAAGAAAAACUUUAGGGCUUCUUGCCGAAGGGCUUUUGAUUGGUGGUGUGCCGGCAAGUGUCCUUGUAAUACAAGGAAAGAAAAAUUAA
Ambispora leptoticha is the source of this 2673-nucleotide messenger RNA. The record is from the annotation of a GenBank genome assembly. Lineage: Eukaryota; Fungi; Glomeromycota; Glomeromycetes; Archaeosporales; Ambisporaceae.